Messenger RNA from Aspergillus brunneoviolaceus CBS 621.78, 1505 nucleotides. RefSeq lists its product as uncharacterized. The coding region runs from base 209 to 1294 and encodes 361 amino acids. The record is from RefSeq and is a predicted model, not a curated record. The transcript is spliced from 2 exons. NCBI's taxonomy places the organism in Eukaryota, Fungi, Ascomycota, Eurotiomycetes, Eurotiales, Aspergillaceae.
CACCAAACGGCGUUUUCGAAAAAAAGAAAAGUAAACAAAACAAAAAAAAUAUCGUCGUACACGACGGUAUUUAUCACUUCCAUUCUUAUUUCUUCUUUUAAAUCUCUUAUUCCUUUCUUGCUAUCCAAUAUCUCCCCCAACCCCUUCUAACUAAAUACCAAGUUAACCCUGAACGGAGUACCUUUUUAUAUCGACCCACCCACCAACCAUGCCUUCCCACGACCCUCUCGCCGACCGCCUCGCCGCCAUCCCCGAAGCGUACAGAGACGUCUUCACCCGCCUCGUCUCCUCCGCCCUAAACCCGGAGCUGAACGUCAACCGCCGCCGCAAAGCCCCUGUCACAGGCACGAGCGCGAGCACGAAGAAACGCUCCUCGACCGACGCGCAAUUUGACGUUAUCGACGUCGACGCCGAGGAUGACCACCACGACAACGAUAAGGAAAACAGGUCGUCGCGCGGGGGUCGGUCUUCUGUUAACAAGAACUGCGAUGAGGUCCGCCAGGACAUUCGGGACUUUCUGGACGCGCGGCAGAUGCAGCCGGGGCAGUUUCAACGGCUGAUCGGCGUGUCGGCGAAGUCGUAUCGGGAUUUUGUGGGUCAGAGUGGUCCCGAGAAAGGGGCGAGGUCGGUCACGUUUGUCAAGGCGGGGGAGUUCUUUCGGGGGUUCGAGGAGGGGGGAAGGGUGGGAGCAGGAGCAGCAGCAGCAGCAGCAGCGGGUUUUGGGGAUGUUUCGGGGAAUUCUACUGUGGCGCCGGCUACGAAGAAGAGGGCGAAGACGGCUACGGCGGCUACGGCGGGGAAGGGUAGAGGUAGUCGUGCAGCGGAUGGAAACUCGGAGUAUGAUGUUUCUGGUAUUGAAUUGGAGGAUGAGGAGGACGAGGAGCUUGAGGUGCCCGUGUUUGAGACUUGUGAUCGAGUCAGGGACAUGAUCCAGAAGCAUGUUGCCAAGCCCGGUGUCACAAAGGCCGGGUUCCUGAGGGAUGCGGCCAAGGCGACAUUCCCUGGGGGCGAGAAGACGAUCAUCCCCGGUUUGCUGCAGGUGUCCCUCAAGCAAGAGGGCGCCCUCGUGGGAAACACGGGCAUAGUCUUCUAUGCGGCGUAUGUCUUCUUCGAGAAGUUGAGGAUCAAGAAUGGGGAGCCGAAGGAUGAUUUUCGCCUGACCAUGGAGGAGAUCUGGCCCUUUGGGAUCGAGCGAGAGAAGCCGGUCAACGGACCCUGGAUCGUUGCGACCGGAAGUCAGCCAUACAUCAACGAGUUUGGGCAACUUCGGGUCCUGCGAAAUUGUUAUCCAUAGGAGCGAUUAGCAGGUGCGCUUGCUGUGAAGCAUCCACAAGACCCAUUUGUCGGGGUAUGAUGCAAUUUUGAAGGUGUGAUUCAAUUCCCUUGAGUAGUGUCUUAAGUGGUAUGUAUGUUAGUGAAUCUUGACGUCGGGUGCGUCUUGAGGUUGAUCGUUGCCUUGCUGCUCGGGCUUCAAUUGACCUGCGAGCAAUUUCCCCUGAGAAUCG